ACAAGCGCGCAGAAGGUAAAUAUGUUUUCCAGUGAGAGCUAACGGUCAUCAGACUCCACUUCCACAUGGAUAGAAGAACACAUGGCUACGCGGAGCUGCUUAUUCGACGCCUCGUCCUCCAUCUACUCCACCUACAGAAGAGGCAGCAAAUGCGCCGAGCACCGUCACAUUGUGAUGAAGGGAGCCACUGGAGAGGAGCUGAAGAAUCACAUGUGGCUCCGGAGCUGCAGGUUGCUGACCCCUGCGUUAACUAGUAAGAUGCGGUGGAGCGAGAUUUGGGUAUUUGAUUGAACUUUUGGGGACCACAGACGCUGUUACUCCACAAAAAAGACAGGCCCGGUUGGUUCAUCUUGCGUUUGAGAGGGACUUUUUAACCCGAAACUGUGUGGAAGGACACCGCUCUCUGGAGGUUCAGCACCAACAGCCUGAAACUCAUCUAAAAGAUCGCAGCAGUGUGAAGCAAAAGGCUAAGUAAAGGACAUCAGCUCAGUACGACAUCAAGACGUUUCCCAUCCAAGAUGGUGUACGGUCCUGUCACCCAGAGGGCAAAUAUCAGCAUUUAUCACCCAUCAAACCAAACUGACAAGAUGAGUUCUUUGACUAUGUUCACCAUUUCCCUCCACGGCUUGUUCUCUUCCAUCGGCAUCAUAGAAAACCUCCUCAUCCUCGGAGUAGUGGGCUUCCAUGUCCGUCGCUCCGUCAUCAGCAUCUGGAUCCUGAACCUGGCGUUCUCUGACCUGCUGGCCACCUCUUCCCUGCCCUUCUUCACCCUCUACAUGGCCCGCGGAAACACCUGGACCUUGGGCCCGACCUUCUGCCGCAUCCAUUCCUCCAUCUUCUUUCUCAACAUGUUUGUCAGUGGCUUCCUGCUGGCGGCCAUUUCUAUUGACCGCUGCCUGGUGGUGCUGAGACCUGUCUGGGCCCAGAACUACAGGAACGUCAGGCUAGUUGGGAGGAUAUGUGGCGGGAUUUGGGCCUUGGCUGUGGUCUUCACUAUCCCCUUCUUCAUAUUCCGUGACACACUUACCGCACCUGACGGCAAGAUCCACUGUUACUACAAUUAUGCUCAACUCCUCCCCGCUGAACCCUUCGACCUGGUAGCUUUAUGUAAGCAACGCAAGGAGGCGUUGGCCUUCUUGAAGCUCUUCGUAUCCUUCCUGAUCCCUCUACUGAUCAUCAUCCUCAGCUAUGCCGCCGUGAAUAACAGCUUGGCUCGCAGAGGCUGCCGACGACCCUUCCGUUUCGUUCGGCUCGUAGUGGCCGUGGUGGUGAGCUUCAUACUCUGCUGGGCCCCGUACCACUUGUUCUUCAUCAUAGAGGUGAUGGCUCCCAGUGGGCUUCCAGCGCAUGAAUUUGCACGCAAGGCCCUCCCAAUCUCAGCAACCAUCGGCUUCCUCAACAGCGUCCUUAACCCCGUUCUGUACGUGUUCAGCUGCCCUGACCUGUGCAAGAAGAUAAGACAUUCUGUGGGUGCGGUGAUGGAGAGCGUUCUGGCUGAGGAUCUGGCAGAGCUGUCCCGACGCCGCAGCACCGCUCGCCAAUCUUUCAGCACCAACGAGACUGGGAAGCGGAAGGAUUCUGUUACAAUCUUGUAUCUGAAAGGAGAGCAGGAUAAAAGUCUUGCUGACCCGACUCAGAGCUAAACAAAAACGUACGGUACAUUUUCUAAUAACGGCCAAGCUUUUAUCACUCUCAUCAGUCUAGGGCCGUCCCGAAUACCAUUGUUUGAGUAUCCUUUUUAAUUUGGGCAGGAAUUAUUACAUUUUAUUGAUGGAAACUUAAUCCUUUUCAAAAGAUGGAAGAGGAAAAUCCACUGCACUGUUGUACUGAUGGAAUUAGUGGUGUUGAAAUGUACAUUAUGCUAAAUUUACCAUCUGAGUUUUUAGAUUAUAAAUCAUUCAAUCCUUCCUCCAU
Messenger RNA from Sebastes umbrosus (honeycomb rockfish), 1914 nucleotides. RefSeq names its product prostaglandin D2 receptor 2-like. Gene Ontology annotation, cellular component: plasma membrane. The record is from RefSeq and is a predicted model, not a curated record. Lineage: Eukaryota; Metazoa; Chordata; Actinopteri; Perciformes; Sebastidae. Gene Ontology annotation, biological process: complement receptor mediated signaling pathway; positive regulation of cytosolic calcium ion concentration; phospholipase C-activating G protein-coupled receptor signaling pathway. Gene Ontology annotation, molecular function: complement receptor activity; G protein-coupled receptor activity. The transcript is spliced from 3 exons. The coding region runs from base 519 to 1643 and encodes 374 amino acids.